AUGACCUCAGACAAGACGGGCGCGGUGGCUGUGGCUGCGAAGAUCAAGGUGGCCAACCCGGUGGUGGACCUCGAUGGCGACGAGAUGACCAGGGUCAUCUGGCAGAUGAUCAAGGACAAGCUGAUCCUGCCUUACCUUGAUCUGGACAUCAAGUACUUUGAUCUGGGCCUGCCCUCACGCGAUGCGACGGACGACCAGAUCACCAUCGACGCCGCCAAGGCCAUCCUGGAGUGCGGCGUGGGCAUCAAGUGCGCGACCAUCACCCCUGAUGAGGCGCGCGUCAAGGAGUUCAGCCUGAAGAAGGCCCCUGCCUGGGAUGAACGGGGGACAACGUAA
Messenger RNA from Monoraphidium neglectum, 336 nucleotides. Its product is annotated as isocitrate dehydrogenase. The record is from RefSeq and is a predicted model, not a curated record. Lineage: Eukaryota; Viridiplantae; Chlorophyta; Chlorophyceae; Sphaeropleales; Selenastraceae. The transcript is spliced from 7 exons. Gene Ontology annotation, biological process: isocitrate metabolic process. Bases 1 to 336 code for a protein of 111 amino acids. Gene Ontology annotation, cellular component: mitochondrion. Gene Ontology annotation, molecular function: isocitrate dehydrogenase (NADP+) activity.